UUAAGACUUACCUCUCGACGCUUUUGGAAUGUUUGACAGAGCCAACCUCGGGCUCAUUGAUUCGAACCUCCGUCACUGUCGACAAGAGAAUGGCACAAGUUGUCACAGACAUUCCCUACAGAGCGGAUGAGAGCCAUCCGGAUCAGGAAUCCCGCGUUGCUCCAAUCCCUCGACCUGGUUAUCACGGGAGAUAUCCUCGGUGGAUUGGCCACAAAUUCGAACCCGAUGGCAGCGUGCGCAGCUUCCCUGGCCAUGGAAUUAUGUGUCACUUACCACCGCACGAUGCAAUGUAUCAUGCACUCCAACAAUUCCGCGAUGACUUGCAGCAGCAAGACUUUGCAUCGUCAUUGGUCCUGCUGCCACCUUCGGUUUGGCAUAUGACGGUAUAUGAGGGUGUGUCUGACCAGAUUCGCAAACGUAACGGGCGGCCAGGGGAAUUGGACCUUGACUGCUCGCUAGAACAAUGCCAUAAGUUUGUCACUUCCAAGUUGGCGAGCUUCGAUCUCGGCUGCGAGCCAUGGUUUCGCAUGAGACCUGUGGGUUGGGAACCGAUUGAGGACGGUAUCGCCCUGAAGAUCGCAGGGGCGAAUGCUGUUGAGGAGGAGAAAAUUCGCGGUCUGCGCGACAGGCUUGCCAACCUGCAUACCGUGGAGCAGCAUGACAAAGAGGAUCUUGCAAGAUAUCUGCAAAUGGCGCUCGAAAAACUGCCCAAGGAAUUCGAGCUUGGGGCACCUGGUUUCUGCACUUACGAAAACAUGGUUGCAAUCAAUCGAAAAUUCGACCUCAUCAAUCAGGCAGAUGGUGUGUAG
Molecule: messenger RNA, 809 nt
Organism: Exophiala xenobiotica
Lineage: Eukaryota; Fungi; Ascomycota; Eurotiomycetes; Chaetothyriales; Herpotrichiellaceae
Exons: 2
Coding region: 90-809 (239 amino acids)
Source: RefSeq, a predicted model, not a curated record